CAGAUUGGACAGGUGCCCCAAAAUAGACUCAGAUUCCCCUUAAAGUGAAAAUCUGUUUAUCAUCAAUCAAUAUUUAUGAAUGCUGCUCCAUUGACAAAGAAUUUAGAGACUGGACUUUUUGGUCUGAUGGACUGUUGAGCUUUGGCAUCCAAGCGAUAUUCAUCUCCUCCUAAAUCAAAGUGUCACUAAUCACUUAGUAUAGUCAAACCCCAGUAAAAACACCAUGAAGAACACCACAAACUCAAUCUAUUUUUUUUUUUUUAGGAUAUAUUUUUUAUUUUACCAGAAGUGUCACAACUUUGCAAGACUGGCUCAUGAGCAUAAAGCAUGUCUACACUAUGUAUUUAUUUUAGGUGUAUGGUGAUAAAUCAGUGAAUUCAGGGUGUCUUAUUUUUUUUUAAUUUUUUUUUUUUUUGAUCAGAAUAAAGCAAAUUACAUUUUUGUCCAGAAAAGUGUGCAGGCCUCAUUUAGCCCUGCUCAGGCUUUCCAGGCUGUACAAGAAAUAUAACAGCACAGCAACACAUAGGUGCACACACUAUUAUGCAGCUGCCCCAUCUUCCCCCUACAUUGGCUGCUUCUCUUAUUUUCUAUAUUUUUCCUGCUCCAUGCGCAAAAGUGGAUAUACUUGAUAAUCACUACUGUUAACAACUUUCUGGUGAGCUGUGACUUUCCUGCGUAGUCUAGCCACAAAUGCACACUCACACACAGACACACAUGUGUAGGCUCAUGUCAUGAGGUAAGCUCAUUCUGUCACUCAUUAUUAAUAGAGGAUUACAUUUAUUCCCAAUCCCAAACUCACACACACACACCACCCGCUUCGCACUCCAAGCCAAGCACACACACUGUCUGCCACGGACCAUCACAGGUAGCAAGGUAGUCAGGUAGUUGUGUGCAAUUAGUUGGUGAAAAAGGGACUUUUAUUUCUUGAAUAUUACAAGCCCAUGGAGGUGGACUGUCCAUCUGACUGCUGACAAAGGAUUUUACCAAACAACAGGAGAAUUUCUAUCUGACAAGAUUACCCAAGCAGCUUUAUAAACCCAAUUUCAUGACGAUGUUUCCUUGGUCGGCCGUAUUCUCCCUGGAGCCCAAAAUCCCCGGCCAGCGUACCUCUGAGGAGCUGGUCACCAACACUCUGAUGCUGGAGCUGGGGGCCAUGGUGAAGCGCACUGAGCGCAUCCGUCUAGAGAGAGCGUCGGAGGGCCGCCGCCGCCGCCGCAGCUCCUGCUCCAACGCUGACUACAGCUGGCUGGCCAAAACGCCAAACCCGCCGCCCUAUGAGCUGACACCCAAUGACCUGCUGGAGCUGCAGGACCUGUGUGCCAAGAUCCCUCCUCCACAGUGUGGCCCUGUGAUUGUCAGGUUCAGGAGGCUGGUGACGCAGAUGGAGCCUGAGGUCCACGAGGUUCCCCGGCUGUUCCGCACGGUGCUGCGUGAAUGCGUGGAGGAGAUGAGUGCCAGCGGUGACGUGGCGCCGCCGAACACUGUCUUAGAGAAGCAGCAGCGCAGCAAGAGCCUGUCCUUUGUCACCUUCCGCUCCAAGUUCCGCUCGGGGCAGGGCUUCUUCAAGGGCAGCGCCAUGGGGGGCUCCAGGGGGAAUCUGCAGCAGCAGGUGGAUUGGUCCGAUGAAGAGGAGGACACAGAGGCAGACGAGGAGGCGGCUAUCAAGGCCAGGGCGAGGAAGAUGAGGAGCAAGAGCAUGCCAGCGAUCACUCCUCUGGAGCAGAGCGCUCAGGGAUGAGGGGAGAGAGGGAAGGGAUGGAAGGAUGCAGGGAGAGUAGGGAAGACAUAAGGAAGAGGUGAGGAAGGGGGCACUGGGAGCAAAUAGGGGUCGGGAGGAAGGAAGGAACCAAAGGGAAGUGAGCGCCAAAGUAAAGGAGGUCAAGGAUCUUCCUUUUGGCCUUUUUCAGAACAGGGAAAAAAAGUCACUGCUGCAAGAGAGAGGGCUUAGAAGCAUUUGUUUACUUACAGGAAAUCAGUUUCCAUGACGAAUUCGAAGUCGUUUUAGUCCAUCCCAAAAGCACUUGUGCCAGUGUUUUGGCUUUGCGAUAUCUCAAGCAGCACUUGUUAGCAUUUUGUGAUACUAGUGGCUAAAACAAUCUUAGAAAACUCAUAUUCAUGUCAUUCUUCAUAGCAGAUAAUAUUAAGUAGACAAUGGAAUGAGCUGCAUGUGAUUUUUCAGAGGAGUGUGUUUAGCCUCAAUGGCAUGACUUGCAUUGCUAACAAAUCCUCAGAUGCUUCAGAUAUCAUGAUAACAAAACCACUGACGCAAGGGUUGCUUAGACUGAAACAAUUAGCUGUUCAUGAUAAAUCAGAUGCAAUUCUUAAAAAUCUGAACUGUCCCUUUUACAAAUGUCUUAUGCAACAGAUAGGAUGUACGUCCUGAAGUAGAUGGGGAAGUUCAUCUCAGGCCUCCUUGGUACAUUCAGCACAUUGCCACUCAAACCUCACAGCAGUCACAGUUUGGCUCUGGAUCACCAGACUCUUAGUGAAUGCUCUCAUAGAAAUGCAAGCAUAUCCCUUCUAGCAGAAAACAGCUAGACUCAUAUCUCACCUUCUGUUUUUUAUUGUCAAUAUUAUGGAUUUGGGAAAAAUACAAUGUUCUUAUUACUGCUAUGUGAUUAAAACAUUGCUUUUUUCACAAGA
Messenger RNA from Myripristis murdjan (pinecone soldierfish), 2643 nucleotides. Its product is annotated as protein RD3. The coding region runs from base 1046 to 1738 and encodes 230 amino acids. NCBI's taxonomy places the organism in Eukaryota, Metazoa, Chordata, Actinopteri, Holocentriformes, Holocentridae. The transcript is spliced from 3 exons. The record is from RefSeq and is a predicted model, not a curated record.